Paramisgurnus dabryanus is the source of this 2884-nucleotide messenger RNA. RefSeq names its product DnaJ (Hsp40) homolog, subfamily C, member 11a (gene dnajc11a). Lineage: Eukaryota; Metazoa; Chordata; Actinopteri; Cypriniformes; Cobitidae. The record is from RefSeq and is a predicted model, not a curated record. Gene Ontology annotation, biological process: cristae formation.
CAAAGAUCAGCGUAGUUCGAUCUGACUGGGCGGGGGGAUGAAAGGUGGUAAAUAUGGCGGCGGCCUUGGACGAAGAUGAAAUCGACAAUGAUGAUUAUUAUUCUCUCUUAAAUGUCCGUAGAGAGGCUACACAAGAAGAGCUCAAGGCAUCAUAUCGUCGUCUUUGCAUGCUCUACCACCCAGACAAGCACAGAGAUCCAGAGCUAAAGAGGCAGGCAGAACAACUUUUUAACUUGGUGCACCAAGCAUAUGAAGUGCUAAGGGACCCACAAUCCAGAGCAAUAUAUGACAUAUACGGAAAGAGAGGACUGGAUGUUGAAGGAUGGGAGGUGGUGGAGAGGAAAAGAACUCCAGCGGAGAUUCGUGAGGAGUAUGAGCGACUUCAAAGAGAACGAGAGGAGAGGAGACUACAGCAAAGGACCAACCCUAAGGGGACAAUAAGUGUUGGUGUUGAUGCAACUGACCUCUUCGAUCGGUACGAUGAGGAUUAUGAAGAGAUCUCUGGAGGUGGUGGUGGCGGCGGAUUACCGCACAUUGAGAUCAAUAGGAUGCACAUAUCCCAAUCCAUAGAGGCUCCUCUGACAACCACAGAUACAGCCAUUCUCUCUGGCUCGCUUUCCACGCACAAUGGCAAUGGAGGCGGAAACAUAAACCUGGCCCUGCGACGGGUCACCUCUGCUAAAGGCUGGGGAGAGGUUGAGUUUGGGGCGGGAGACACACAUGGGCCUCUUUUCGGCCUCAAGAUAUUCCGUAAUUUAACUCAACGGUGCUUUGCGACGGCUCAUUGUGGCAUGCAGUUUUCAUCGCGCGGCGUACGGCCAGCUCUCACUACUAUGGUUGCACGCCACCUGGACAAAAACACUAUGGGUUACUUACAGUGGCGCUGGGGAGCUCAGUCUUCCAUGAACACCAGCAUAGUCAGGGACACCAAAAGCAGUCAUUUUACCUUUGCUGUGCAGUUGGGAAUUCCACAUACGUUCAUCAUGAUGAGCUACCAGUACAAAUUCCAGAAUGAAGAUCAGACCAAGAUCAAGGGCUCAGUCAAGUCAGGGUUCUUCGGUACUGUGGUGGAAUAUGGCGCUGAGACCAAGAUUAGUCGUCACAGCAUCCUUGGUGCUACCGUCAGUGUUGGAGUACCUCAGGGAGUGUCCCUCAAGAUCAAGUUGAAUAGAGCCAGCCAGACGUACUUCUUUCCUUUUCACUUAACGGACCAGCUUUUACCCAGCGCUGUGUUUUAUGCCACGAUCGGACCUCUUGUAUUCUACUUGGCCUUCCAGCGACUGGUCAUAAGGCCUUACGUUCGUGCUCAGCAGGAGCAGGAGCUUGAGAAACAGAGGGAAAGCUCUGCCUCUGACAUCGCCAAGAAGAAGCAAGAGGCAGAGGCUGCUGUUCUGCUGAUGCAAGAGUCUGUGCGCAGAAUUAUCGAAGCGGAGGAGUCCAGAAUGGGUCUAAUCAUCCUCAACUCCUGGUAUGGCAAGUUUGUAACAGACAACAGUCGUAAACAUGAAAGGGCGAGGGUCAUUGAUGUAACAGUGCCUCUUCAGUGCCUGGUGAAGGACUCCAAGCUCAUUCUCACAGAAGCAUCUAAGGCUGGUUUACCGGGCUUUUACGACCCCUGUGUAGGCGAGGAGAAGAGCCUGAAGGUGCUGUAUCAGUUCAGAGGUGUGAUGCAUCAAGUUCUAUGCGGUGACACAGAAGCACUCAGGAUACCAAAACAAUCCCACAGGAUUGAUAAUGACAAUUAGGAACGUGUAUCUGUUGAGCUGAAAGGGACAGCUUGGACUGGUAUAGACUGAUGAGACACAGAUUUUCUGGAGUACACUCUGUGGACUUUAAAGUCUUCAUAUACCUAUUUAUCAUUCAUUUUGUGCCGUUUUAAAUACUAUUCAAAAUGAUGUCUGUUUGGAAUUAAGAGCAUUUAAUUCAUUUGCUGGAUUUUCUCAAAUAAAAUUCUUUCACAGAAAAGAAACUGUAACGCCAAAAGUUAAAUAUCAGAUGUAUUCCCUUAUUUGUUAAACUCAGUUUUUAAGUAAAAGCUCCGCCCUCCCCAAAAUGAUGAUGGGUACUGUGAACUGUACUGGAGCAUCUCUAGACCACAAUGGUGCCUGUAAUCUGCACUCAACAGAGAGCGAUAUUUCACCCUCAUUACAUCAGAAAGAAAACGUUGCUUGAUCCAGCUCACUAAAUCCCAUAAGAGAUGGUUUACCUCAGCUGUCAGUCAUAUUUCUGUGUUUGACUUUUUUUUAUCACCAACAUCCAAAUAGCUUGCUAAGUUUUCAGGGGCAAAGCAUGUUCUUUCCCAUGCUAUAAGAUUAGCAAAACCCUUGCCUGUUUAAUUUCCAAAAUGUCUUUAGGAAAACUUGCGUUGUAUUCCAAGUAGAUUUCAUUCCCCCGAGUCUAACAUUUGGAGGUCCACCUCUCAUAUUUCACAUCAGCUGCCAGUGCCAUAGGAAUUAAAGGGGCCAGUGCACACAAUAUAGCGGGAUUGUCUAUAUAAAGGCUAGUCUCCCACCUUGUGUUCAAAGACUUGAAUAGCAAUGGAUGAACAUUUGUUGAAACUUCAUUUAGGUUCCACCAUGUUUAAUCCCUGCAUUUAAGUGCCAUACAGAUCUAUACCCCUAAUACUGUCUUUUCAUUUAAGCUUUUGGAUGCCUUUUGGUAUGUUUAUGCAAGAAAAGCAAUACUUAAUUUGAUGGGCUGGCAGUAUGGCAUCUCUUUGUUUCUGGUUAACUCUAAUUUAUAUGAAAUGUCUCAAUUCUGCACACUUGCCAUUUGAAUGAUGAUGUUUAAAUGACUAUACCUGUAUAUCUGUAAUUGCUGUCUAGAGUGUUAGCAGCAGGUAUAGACUGUCAUUUUAAAAUAAAGAAACAAUGGAAAUGUACAA